This is a messenger RNA of Phlebotomus argentipes, 2310 nucleotides long. RefSeq lists its product as uncharacterized. NCBI's taxonomy places the organism in Eukaryota, Metazoa, Arthropoda, Insecta, Diptera, Psychodidae. Gene Ontology annotation, biological process: DNA integration. The transcript is spliced from 2 exons. The record is from RefSeq and is a predicted model, not a curated record. Gene Ontology annotation, molecular function: nucleic acid binding. The coding region runs from base 1 to 2310 and encodes 769 amino acids.
AUGAGCUCAGAGGAGGCUCAAGAGGUCAAUUCGCAGCCACAAAUGGCACAACAUAAGCGAAAUCUCAGGGCUUUUGCAGUGAUUGUUAUCGGAAAAUUGAUCAUGCAGGCCCUUUGGAAAGAGGAAAAGUUGGAUUGGGAUGAUCCGCUUCCGGAACAUAUCAGUUCCCAAUGGAAACAAUUAGCCGAAGGUCUUCCAACCCUUCAGGAGAUCACAGUUCAGCGCCCAAUGUCGACUUUGACGUCUCCCAAGUCCACCGAGUUGCAUGUCUUCUGCGACAGCAGCUCAGUUGCAUACGGUGCCGUGGCUUAUGUGGUCACAGAGGAUGAUAUCCAUGGUCGCCAGUCUCAGAUUCUGAUGGCAAAGUCGCGCAUUGCUCCCACAUCGUCGAUCACCAUCCCCAAAAUGGAAUUGUGUGCCGCAGCUCUAGGCUCUCAGUUGGCCCACAAGAUCAGAAAUGCUCUCUCAGUCACGGAAUAUUUCUUGUGGACAGACUCGACGAUUGUUUUGGGGCAAAUUAGAUCAAACCGCAUUAAAUUUGACGUUUUCACCGCGCAUAGAAUCGCUGAGAUUCUCAGACUGACGGACGUUUCGAAAUGGCAGCACGUACCGGGAGCCUCAAAUCCUGCGGACGUUGUAUCGCGUGGUAUGUUGCCCACAGAAUUGAAAGGUUCAUCUAUAUGGUGGACGGGCCCAGAGUUUUUGUUGGGUAAGGCCGAAAACUGGCCUCAAGACCCGUAUAGUGUCACGCUCAUUGCUUCGUCGACUGCCAUUAUCAAUCAGGUCCCAGAAAGUCACAUCCUUGAUACCAUCCUUGAAAGAUCCAGCAGUUAUCUGCGGAUACAAAGAAUCCUAGCAUACGUGCUAAGAGUCCUGACAGGUUCGCCUAGUCGCAUUAGAGGUCCCAUUACAUCCCAAGAACUCCUAAAAUCAGAGCACAAACUAGUAUCUUUUGCACAAGCUCAACACUUGGCAGAAGUGAGAUCAGCCAUUGCCGAUGGCACCAUGUGGACCAGCAGGAGGUUCGCCCAUGUGCGCCACUUGACUCCCUUCAUUGAUGGAGAGGGAAUCAUCAGAGUGGGUGGCCGACUGGCUCAAUCGCCUGCAAACUACGAUGCCCGCCAUCCAAUUCUUCUGCCCAAGUGUCGCCUCGCCACGAUCAUCGCCACCCACACACACAAGAACAACAUGCACGCGGGACCACAACUGCUUCUGGCCACUCUGCGUCAGAAAUAUUGGCCGCUGGGAGGAAGAAAUCUGACCAGAAACGUCGCUCGCUCAUGUGUUGUGUGCUGGAAAACCAAGCCGAUCCGACAGGAGCAGAGAAUGGGAGAUCUUCCCACGAGUAGGACAGAUCACGUGGCUCCAUUCAAAGUGUGUGGCAUCGAUUUCUGCGGCCCAGUCCUCACGCGUCCUAGCUACAAGAGAGGAGGUACAUCAUAUAAGACGUACAUUUGCGCCUUUGUCUGCUUCACGACGAAAGCCAUUCAACUGGAAGUUGUCGGCAGUCUCUCAUCCGAGGGCUUCGUCGCUGCGCUGCGGAGAUUCGCGGCCAGGAGAGCUGCUCCAAGCGACAUCUUCUGCGAUAAUGCCACCAAUUUUCGCGGAGCCAGCGCAGAGUUGGCAAAGUUCCUGCGAGACAUCCAGUCAUCGCCAGACGUUGUUUUAGAGGCAGCUCCCAAGGGCAUCAAUUGGCACUUCGCGCCACCAAGAUCUCCUCAUCAUGGCGGACUUUAUGAGGCGGCGAUCAAGUCCCUCAAACAUCACUUAGCCAGAGAAGUUGGACAGACUAUUCUCACAUUUGAGGAGUUGAACACCAUCGUAGCACAGAUCGAAGCCAUCCUCAAUAGCAGACCAAUCACGCCACUCUCCGAGGAUCCAAAUGAGAUGUUCGCAUUGACUCCUGGUCACUUUUUAGUGGGACGCCCACUGAACGCGCUCCCGGAUCAGACGCUCACAGAUGUUGCGCCAAAUCGCCUCUCCAGAUGGCAACUUUGCCAGAAGAUUCUGCAGCACUUCGCCCAUCGUUGGAGGAAAGAAUAUCUCCAUCUUCUUCAGAAGAGAGUCAAAUGGACGCAGGAAGCGGACAACUUGAAGAUUGGAGACAUCGUUCUCAUCGGCGACGAUUCAAUGGCCACACAUCAAUGGCCAAUGGGCAUCAUCGAGGAGCUUCAUCCGGGCAGAGAUGGACGAUGCAGAGUCGUCACGAUCAGGACAGCAAGGGGCAAAUACAAAAGGGCAGUUCAGAGACUGUCCAAAUUGCCCAUCGAGGGACUCCCGCCCUCAUCAUCGGCCCCCCCAGGAUGUUGA